AUGGCGCCAUUCAGCAUCGGCAGCGUCAUUUCUCCGACAUCCCCAUUUGCCUAUUUUGGAUUCCUCUCCACGGUGGAGUCGCGACUCCGUAUCAGAGGCAUCCGCUUCACCGCAACGGUCGACAACUUCCCUUGCUACCCCGUCAAAAGAGGCUUCCUGUCAAGGAAGGUCACCAUAUUGUCAUCGGUCCUUGGUUCUAUAGCCGCCACCGCCGUGGUGGCCGCCACCCUGGCGUGCUACUUCAACUCAAGAUACCGGAGGUGGCACAAGGACCUGGACCAGCUCGCCAGGUCCAUGGAGCGCCUCCCUGGGGUACCCACCAAGAUCGACUUCAUCGAUAUCAGAAAAGCCACCAACAACUUCCAUGACCGCAUGAAGCUCGGUGGAGGCGGGUUUGGCACCGUGUAUAGGUGCACACUCCCCGCCUCCGCUUCCAAGUUGGAGCGGCCGAUGGACGUGGCCAUCAAGAGGUUCACGCGUGACGUGCAGAACCGCCGAUACGACGACUUCCUCACCGAGGUCAGCAUCAUCAACCGGUUGCGCCACAAGAACAUCGUCCCCCUCAUCGGGUGGUCUUACAACAAAGGAGUGCCACUGCUUGUGUUCGAAUUCAUGAAUAAUGGCAGCUUAGACCAACAUAUUUUCCAUAGAGGCGGCAGCGGCACCAAGCAACAAAACAUUGAUGAUGCCAUUCGGCGAUGGGCAACCCGCUAUGAGAUCAUCAUGGGCAUAGCCACUGCUCUGCACUAUGUCCACCACGAGUAUGAGCCCAUGGUGCUCCACCGGGACAUCAAGGCAAGCAACAUCAUGCUGGACUCGAGGUUCCAGGCUUGCCUCGGCGACUUUGGCCUGGCUUGCACCGUUGCCAUUGACAGAAAUUCCGUCACCGGCGUGGGUGGCACCUGGGGCUACAUCGCCCCAGAGUACCCAGUUUGCCGCAAGGCGACGCGGCAGACAGACAUCUACGCUCUUGGGGUGCUCAUCCUCGAGGUUGUCACAGGGCUACGGGCGUUGGCUGAUCAUGAGGUGGUGGAUGAUGAUGACAUGCAUAUCACCGAUAGAGUGUGGCGUCUUCACCGAGAGGGGAGGCUAUUGGAAUGCGUGGAUGCCAUGUUGAUCAGUGGUUUUUCUCCCGACAAUGAGGAGCAGCUAGACAAUGUUGGCGAUGCCGAACGCUUGCUGCUCCUGGGCUUGGCCUGCAGCAACCCAAACCCGUCAGACCGGCCAACCAUGCGCGAAGUGGUGCAGGUCAUCGCCAAGUUAGCUCCACCACCACAGGUGUCACCUCUGAAGCCAAGAUUCGUGUGGCCACCGCAGGAAGAGGGUCAUUCAGUGACCUGCAAUGAUGAUAGCCUAGGUACAUCAAUGGUAAGUAAUCUCGACAAGAGUAUGGCAAGCCUUACCAGAGGGCGUGCUUAA
Molecule: messenger RNA, 1419 nt
Organism: Triticum turgidum subsp. durum (durum wheat)
Lineage: Eukaryota; Viridiplantae; Streptophyta; Magnoliopsida; Poales; Poaceae
Source: the annotation of a GenBank genome assembly